GAGGAGCUCCGUACUCUUUUCAGUACAUAUGUAAUCCCCCCUGUCCUGGUGUGAAUGAGCACCUGGGCAUGCUCUGCUCCCUUUGGGAAUUCAGCACCUCCCUCAUUCUGAGUGGGGCAGCACUGUGAACUUCCACAGGCCAGCAGGGAACUCAGCCACUGCCUCCUACCUGUACUCUUCCCUCCUAAAUCUAGAAAAACCAUGUUUCAUUGGUUAGUGUCUCUGGUGUGAAUUGUUUCUUGGGUUCCAAGAAAUCACAAAUCAGGAAUUCCUCUUUUUCCAUUUUUUGCUGUGUCUGAGGUACUAAAGGAUGCUCUGUCCUUCUUCAAAGGGCUUGGAGGGGAAAACCUAAGUCUCCUGGCUUCCCAAAGGUGGAACCCCUAAACUCUGUUAUUCAUGGUGGAGAGCUGCAGUCACUUCUUUACUAUUCUGGGCAUAAUACCCUAUUCAGUUUUGUGAGUUUCUGGUGACACACGUAUUUGAUUCCUUUACUGAUGUAAAAUUCUUGCUGAUCUUUGAUUGGCAGAAACCAUCAAUUAGGUCUCCCUUAAGUUCCCCCGACCCCUCUGCUGCUUUUAUCCACUAGCAAACCAAUAGGUCACAUGUUUGAAACCCUGCUCUUAUUUCCCUACCCUCUGUCUCUGGGUGUAUUAUAUAUGCAGAUCAAAGUGUAUACUUUGUGUAUAGAGUCUGAGCUCCAGAAGGCAAGAGAGUGAUAGGUAAAAGUGAUUCAGGGUCAACAGUCUCUUGUGGGAUAGACCUUAAAAGGUUUAUGGCUUUAAUGGGAUUUUCUCCUACUGCCUAAUUGUGUUUGACCCUUGGCAUCUUAAACAGUAUGCAUUUUAAGGAACUCUGGCAUUCCAGGACACUCUUGACUGACCAACUUCAGACACAGCCAUUUUCCUAUGACACUUAAGGAACAGGCUUGAUUUUUCACUGUAGUCUAGGUAGUUUAUCAUCAUCUCUAGGAAAGGGUAUAAUAUACAAUUUAGGGCAAUGAGCCUGCCAGGAUUAUGGUGGUGCCACUAUGUCUUUGAGGUGUGCUGGAACAGUAUCACGACUUAAAAAGAGGAGUAAUGUGUAUUCCACAUUAAAAAGAGAAAUAAUGUGUAUUCUACAUUUGUAAAACUCAAGAGUAUUGAUUCUUCUCCACAGCAUUUUCCAAAGUGCUUUUUAAUGUUUCUUUCUGAUGCCCUCGCUGUGCAAAGGUUAAGUAGCAUUGUCAUCCUUGCAUUGAUGAGGAAAGUGGAAAGAGGGGAGGUUAACCGACUUGCCUGGGGCUCCAGAGCAAGGCUAGCUCAGUGGGAAUGGUUGCUGCACGUAAAGCCUGCUUUUCACUGAAGAGUCUGCAGACCCAGGACUGCCUGGGGGAGUCUCCUUAAUGGAGGCAAGAAAAGCUCCCGGCCAAGGAUGGAGCAUUCUUGCAAGUUCUGUUUGGGGGCUGCUAAGGCAGAGAGCUGGACCCUCCAAAGUCUUAGUCCAAGUUCCUUAACCUAUAAACUGAGUUGCUCCCUUGAGAAUUAUUUUUGGCUCAAAUGCACAAUCUUGACAGAGGGCCUUAAAAUGUAAAAUGUAAACCUGACAUCUACAAAAAUUUUUGAAAUCGGAUGUAAAUUUUCUCCCCACAAUUCCCAUUUUGGUUCGUUUGGUAGAGGGGUUACCAGACAGGCCAGGGGGAUGUUCCUAUUAAGGGUUCUCUACAAUUAAAGUACAUAAGGCAAACUGAUGUAAUAAGGCUACAGAGAUGACUUCUAAUGUAGAUGGUUCCUGCAUCGCUUCCAUCCCCAGCAGACCCACUAAAGCUUGAGUAUCUUUGGCUCACUGCUCACAGGAAGCAGCAGAUCUCACCACAAAGCCAGAUGGAAAAAGAAGAUACACAGGGUGUAUGUGAGGCCCAGGACUCAGAAGACAAAGGGAUGGGCUCUGAUUUUGAGAAUUCUGAAGACAGGGAAGGGGACCUGGAAGAAAGAGGAAUGGGCUCUAAUCCACAGGACACAGACAAAAGAGGUCAGCCGGAGCAGGAGAUGGGCCCCGACACACAGGAUGAAGCUCUAAGAGGGGACUCAGAGGAGAGGGAACUGGUGUCUGACAUCUGUGCAGAGGGGCUGCUGAGUGAGGAAGAAGGGGCUGCUUUCCGUGAGGAAGAAGAUUACCAAUCUGGUGUCGCCGAGAUGGCGAUGUUCCCAGGACUGUCUGAGUCCGACAGCAUUUCCCGGAGCCCCCGCGAAGAGGAGGAGGUGGAGAGCGCUGGGGAGAACCGGCUGGAGGAGGAAGAGGGUCAGCCGCCCCAUCCCGCGCUUCCCUGGCGGCGGCGCCUCUCCCUGGGGGGUCGGCACAGGGCCGACCAGCCUGCCCACCGCCGCUUCCCCCAGCUCCACCACCCCGUGGCCAUGGACCUCGGGGAGCUCGACAGCCUGGUGGCCAGCAUCAUGGACGCACCCACCAUCUGCCCCGACUGCGGGGAGAGCUUCAGCCCGGGUGCCGCCUUCCUGCAGCACCAGCGCAUGCACCGCCUGGCGGAGGUGGCCGCCGCGGCAGGCCUGGAGCCCUUCGGCCUGGCGGGCGAGUGUGGCGCGAUGGUGGGGCUGAUGGGUGUGGGCGGGGCGGGGGGCUUUGGGGCGGCGCCCGCACUGGCCCGACCCCCGCGCGAGAAGCCGUUCCGCUGUGGGGAGUGUGGCAAGGGCUUCAGUCGCAACACCUACCUGACCAACCACCUGCGCCUGCACACCGGCGAGCGGCCGAACCUGUGUGCCGACUGCGGCAAGAGCUUCAGCUGGCGCGCCGACCUGCUCAAGCACCGGCGCCUGCACACCGGGGAGAAGCCCUACCCAUGCCCAGAGUGCGGCGAGGCCUUCAGCCUCAGCUCGCAUCUGUUGAGCCACCGGCGCGCGCACGCGGCAGCCAGCGGCGCGGGGGUGGCGGCGCUGCGGCCCUUCGCCUGUGGGGAGUGCGGCAAGGGCUUCGUGCGCCGCUCGCACCUCGCCAACCACCAGCGCAUCCACACGGGCGAGAAGCCUCACGGCUGCGGCGAGUGCGGCAAGCGCUUCAGCUGGCGCUCGGACUUGGUGAAGCACCAGCGCGUGCACACGGGCGAGAAGCCCUACAUGUGCUCCGAGUGCGGCGAGACCUUCAGCGUCAGCUCGCACCUCUUCACGCACAAGCGCACGCACUCGGGCGAGCGGCCCUACGUGUGCCGUGAGUGCGGCAAGGGCUUCGGGCGCAACUCGCACCUGGUGAACCACCUGCGCGUGCACACGGGCGAGAAGCCGUUCCGCUGUGGCCAGUGCGAGAAGCGCUUCAGCGACUUCUCCACACUCACGCAGCACCAGCGCACGCACACGGGUGAGAAGCCCUACACGUGCAUCGAGUGCGGCAAGAGCUUCAUCCAGAGCUCGCACUUGAUCCGCCACCGCCGCAUCCACACCGGCAACAAGCCGCACAAGUGCGCGGGCUGUGGCAAGGGUUUCCGCUACAAGACGCACCUCGCGCAGCAUCAGAAGCUGCACCUGUGCUAGGGUCAGAGCCUCAGGAGGCUUGUGGGGAAUAGACGUCCUGGGGACAGACCCUAUAGCAAGAUGAGGGAAGGAGAGGGAGGGACAGUCUGACAGUGACUGGGGAGCCUUUUGGUGGUGGGGAUCCUCAAGGGGAUGGUUGAGUAAUAAUUGUUAUGUUGGGAUACUGUAUUUUCACGUGGCUCCUCCCCAGCGAAGAAAUGUUUGGGAAGUGUGCUUGAGCAUGAUGACUUCAAGUACACACUAUAGGGAGGGGAAGAGCACAGAGGAGCCCGGACUUUGAGGACCUUGGGAAAGGGGCUUUCAGGGGUGGGGGUGGGGGUGGGGGAGGCGACCUGAAGGCAGGUCACUAGGUUGGGCUGAGAUACCCGCGCAAUCAGCGGGGAGAGGGUAUGGUUGGAGAGAGUGUAAUGGGUUAAAAUUAACAGGCAGGUGGGUAUGAAUAAUUCUAUCCUGCCUGCUCUUCCCCCUCUCCCAGGCUGUUAAGCCACUGUUUGUCCUAUCCCUGACAUCAGCUGUAGUUCCACGUAGAGGGGAACCUCAUCAGUCCUGUGGGAGGGGAUGUUUUCUAUAAUCUUCCCUUCCUUUCUCUGAGCCACAGUUAGCUGCUAUUUUGAGGCAUCCAGGGGAGACUGGGCCGAAAAGCUACAAACUCUCACUUCAAGGGCACAACUUCUGAGGUUUGGAAAUUAAUUUGUAACACUUUUUCAGAUCUGGGAGGUUCUGUUCCUCGUUCUUUGCUUCUUCUUUCAAACUUCUCUAGUUUUGUGCUGGGUAAAGGUGGUCUGUGUGGAAGACCAGACCCUUUCCUGGGUUUAGGAGUGUACCAGGCCUACUCUUUCUUUCAGGUCCCACUUGUGAUCUUUUAAGUGCAGGGAAGUGGAACAGUCCCAGUAAUGUCUGACUUUUUCUUAACCCAGGCCAGCCUGAAGCUUGUUUUGAGAGAACCUCAGACCAUGAACAGUUGGCCCAGUGACCUGCUUCAAAAGUUAAUUAGCUCAGAGUUUUGCUGGCCUUAUGUGAGAAAUCGAGGAAAGCAAAUGUUCACAUGUUGAGGCGCCAGGCUCCUCUGUCUCAUUUGCCCUCGCUUUGUAUCUCUGUACCUGUUCCCCUCUGUAGAAAUGGGGGAGAUAAAUCCAACCCCCACUUCCAUCCAUACUGAUAGGAGCUCAAGUCUGAGUAGACAUUUCUUUUUCCUACAUGGGGAGGUACUAGAAAGCUCAAGGCUUUACAGAAGGAGGACACGAGCAGGGACAAGUGUAAAUUCAAAAUUGCCAAAUAGCACAAGCGUUGAAUGUUUUCUGCUGGUUAUAUAAAUGCCAAAAAAGCACUUAUAUAUUUGUGAAGUGCUUUAUGCUUUUUAAUGAUUGUCAGUUGUUUCUCACAUCUUUGUGAGGUAGAUCAGUAUUAUGACUCCUGUCUUAGGAAGGCCUGGGAUGAUGAUAGUGUGGACAGGUGUAGUUUGACCUUUUGUGCUCUCUCGCCCAGCUGCUAGGAAGACUUAACCUGUCUUGAUUUAUAUAAUCAAAUAAAGACACUGAAAAUUCUUAUGCUUGAUGGAAAACUUAAGGCUAGUCUAGAAGGGCCAAAGAUGUCCUUGUUGACAAAGCUGGUCUUUGUCACAUAAUUAGGGUAUCCUAGGUAUGUCCCAUUUCUAGUAGAAGGUUGUGGUUAGAUUACUCUUGUAUAGAUUUCAGUUACCCAUGCUGAAAAUCCCUCCCCUAGGUUAGCCUUUAGAAGUUAGAGUUGUGGAAAACAAUAUUGUUUUCUUCACUAGGGGUUGUUACCCUGUAUUUUUUCAAGGAUGCAUCUUCACAAACUGUUGGACACACACUUGAAGGGAAAAAAAAAACUCUUAAGACUGCUUUAGCAAACUUUCCAUGGAUGCUGGUAAUUUAUACUCGAUCAGUUGUAUUCUAACAAAGAACCUCUUUGGGGACUGUAAGAAAGCAUGUCUUUGUUGUUUUAAAAACACUUAAAACAAUCCUGAGAAUUUUGGGCUUUUAUAAUGCCUGAAAAUAUGGUUUUGGAAGAUACUAAUUCAUUUAUUUUCUUUUAGUUAAGGUAAUGUGAGCAAAGCAAGUGUCCAAUAUUUGUUCUGACUCUUGUAGUCUGAAUUCAAAGUGUAAGACUCAUCUGAAAAUAAUACACCCAAUUUGUAGGUAUUUUAUUUCUUUGUGGUUUUUUUACACACGUCUACCUCUUCCAGCUGUUUUAAGUUCUCUCAAGUCUGUGCCUAUGAAAUUGCAUCCAACUUUUGAUUAUUCAUGGUUGAUUAUACACUUUAUGGGCUGUUUGGCCUUUUCUGCCACUGUUAUACUAUUACAGAGCCUCAUCUACAUCAAGUAUGUAACAUAUUAGGAGCUUUCAAGAAAGGGUUAAUGGGGAGAGGAGAUUGAAGCUAAUGUAAAAUAAUUUCAUGGCAGUGGAAGUCUUUAGACUUCAUUGACCUCUCUCGUUCUUCCUGUUGCCACAGAUAAGGAGCCAGCUACUGCUUCAGUAUCCCUUGUAUGGACAAGUCCCUUGGCAGAAGAAAACAGUCCAAACACCAACACCCUACUUUCAUGUGCAUUUAAAAUGUGAUUCCAUUUUUCUUAAAUUCUUCAGGGAACAUGGCUUCACUAAGUGAGUCUAAAUGCAUUCAGGAGGUUGUUUCUUGUAUCUAAUUUUAGAAUAAUAGAAUUUCUUAAGCAGACCCUGUUAACUGUGGUUCACCCUUCAAAGUGUUAAUCUGAAGACUCCUUCCGCCAACUCAUUAAUGAUGGUGGAGGCAAGUGUAUCAUCUGUUUUUGGGGAGGCUGGUCAAGUACAGGCUGUCCUUUACUGAGCAAAACCUGGAGCAGUUUCAAUGGUGAAAUGGCUUAAUUAAAUCUGAGUUGGAAGGAGAAGAUGAGACGUUAACCCCUUGAGCCAUAUGGUCUCUUCAAGAUCAAGAGGCUGUACAUAUGUGAAAAAGUACAAAUUAAGAACCUGUGUUUAUAGACAAUCUGAAUGGUGUUUCUGUGCACACAGUUUGUGCAGAAGUUUAUGCACAUUUUCCUUCACUGUAAUGUUAUUUUACAACUGUUUGUUAAGAUAGUGAAUAAUUUAAUGAUCCUAAAAGUAACAGGUUUUGUGUGAGCGUGUGCUUGUGUAUGUGAGAUUUGCCUUUUAUUUAAUGAUGGUUCCUUGGACAGCAUUCUGGUGUUCAGCAACCAAUACGGAAUAUUUGUCAUUAAAUCCAUCAGUCUUUUACCA
Messenger RNA from Manis javanica (Malayan pangolin), 6749 nucleotides. Lineage: Eukaryota; Metazoa; Chordata; Mammalia; Pholidota; Manidae. The record is from RefSeq and is a predicted model, not a curated record.